Messenger RNA from Psammomys obesus (fat sand rat), 546 nucleotides. RefSeq names its product olfactory receptor 5AC1-like. Lineage: Eukaryota; Metazoa; Chordata; Mammalia; Rodentia; Muridae. The annotation marks the transcript as partial. The record is from RefSeq and is a predicted model, not a curated record. Gene Ontology annotation, biological process: G protein-coupled receptor signaling pathway; sensory perception of smell. Gene Ontology annotation, molecular function: odorant binding; olfactory receptor activity. Gene Ontology annotation, cellular component: membrane. The transcript has a single exon.
AUCUGCAACCCUCUGCUCUAUCUAGUGGUGAUGUCCAAAAGACUCUGUGUUGUGUUAUUUAGUUUAUCAUGUUUAAUUGGUUUUAUAAAUUCUACAGUUCAUGUAGGAUUAUUAUUUAGAUUAUCUUUCUGUAGGUCUAAGUUUAUUGAUCAUUUUUUUUGUGAAAUCUUGCCACUCUAUACAAUUUCUUGCACAGAUCCAUCUCUUAAUGAAUUGGUUGUUUUUAUUUUUGCCUCUUCUAUACAAAUCAGUACGUCUGUGACUAUUGUAGUCUCUUAUGCCCGUGUCCUAUUUGCUGUCCUGAACAUGAAGUCUGAGAAGGGCAGAAGAAAAGCUUUUUUCACCUGCAGUGCUCACCUGUUCUCUGUGUCUUUGUUCUAUGGCACUCUCCUCUUCAUAUAUGUGAGUCCUGGGUCUGGAUCAGGUAAACAAAAUGACAAAAUAUAUUCUCUGUUUUACACCGUUGUGAUUCCUAUGCUAAACCCCUUUAUUUACAGCUUAAGAAACAAGGAGGUUUUGGGUGCUCUGAAAAAGGUCAUAACAUGA